Messenger RNA from Tetrahymena thermophila SB210, 573 nucleotides. RefSeq lists its product as hypothetical. The record is from RefSeq and is a predicted model, not a curated record. NCBI's taxonomy places the organism in Eukaryota, Ciliophora, Oligohymenophorea, Hymenostomatida, Tetrahymenidae. The transcript is spliced from 2 exons.
AUGAAUGCCCCAGGGAAGAAGUUUUUAGCACCAUUGUAUGGAUCGUCUUUAAAAGCAUAGAAAUCAAUACUAACGAAGCGAGGAUCAGUAAAUUUAGGAGCAGCUUAAACAAUAGCGCCACCUUUGCUACCUUUACCUGUAAUUUUUCUACAAGGAGUGAUAAAAAUGUAAGGAACUUCAAAUUAUUCAGAGCUUUCUUAGAAGAAGAUCUAUUCGAAGAAGAACCAGACACCAAGAAUUUCUUUUGUUUCUUUAGUCUCAAAAGCAUUAUCUUUUGAGUAUGACUUAGGAAGUCUCUUAAUGGCUUAUUCAUCUAAUUAGAAGCAGGCAAUACUUUCUUUGAGCAUAUAUGAGAGGUCUCCCAAUGAUUUCGCUUGUCCUUCUUAGCUCAUGCCAUCAUCAUAAGUAGAACCAUUGCAGCUCUUCCAAUAGACGAAACCUCUGAUAUAGGGAUCAAGAAUACCAGGAUUGAAACCUUUGUGGUCAUUAAUGUAAUUUAAGCGCUUCUUGUUUUCUUUAACAUUCUAAGCAAAAUUAUUUAAAACAUCUUAAUUUGAAUCGAUUGGUGAUUGA